AUGAAGUUUCGCGCUAAGAUAGCGGACGCCGCCUGUCUGAACCACUUCACGCGCGUCAGCUGCAUGGUGGCCAAGCUCGCCCGCACCUGCACCCUGCGCAUCCGCCCGCACACGCUCAACUUCAUCCUGGCCGACUCCGCGGCUGGCGGCGGCGGGGUCAGCAUGUGGUGCGAGCUGCCCCAGGAGAACUUCUUCAGCGAGUUCCAGAUGGAAGGGGUCUCCGAGGAGAACAAUGAGAUCUACGUAGAGCUCACGGCAGAGAACCUCUCUCGGGCCUUGAAAACCGCGCAGAAUGCCAGGGCCUUGAAGGUCAAGCUGACCAACAAGCACUUCCCCUGCCUGACAGUCUCCAUAGAGCUGGUGUCUGUGUCGAGCAGCAGUCGCAUGGUGACCCACGACAUCCCCGUAAAGGUUAUUCCCAGGAAACUGUGGAAGAAUUUACAGGAACCGACAGUCCCAGACGCUGAUGUUAGCAUUUAUCUGCCGGUCUUGAAGACGAUGAAGAGCGUUGUGGAAAAAAUGAAAAAUAUCAGCAAUCAACUUAUUAUUGAAGCAAACCUCAAUGGAGACUUGAACUUGAAGAUAGAAUCGGAACUAGUAUCUGUUACAACUCAUUUUAAAGAUCUUGGGAAUCCGCUAUCAGCCUCUGAAAACGAGUCUGAGGACCGCAGCCCCGAGCAGAUGGCGGAGGUGCAGGUGGACAUCAGGAAGUUCCUGCAGUUUCUUGCUGGACAACAAGUGAACCCCACCAGGGGCAUCUGCAAUGUUGUGAGUCACAAGAUGGUGCACUUUGACCUGCUCCAUGAGGACGUGUCCCUGCAGUACUUCAUCCCAGCCAUGUCCUAG
Pipistrellus nathusii (Nathusius's pipistrelle) is the source of this 846-nucleotide messenger RNA. The record is from the annotation of a GenBank genome assembly. Lineage: Eukaryota; Metazoa; Chordata; Mammalia; Chiroptera; Vespertilionidae.